GAAUUCCUGCGCUUCAAUUUCUCUUAAAUAGACCCCUCGUUUCUACAGAGUAUUCUAACAAUUAUCGCAUACCUCUCCACGACCUCACCACAGCCAAAAUGACCACCAGCGUGAAGCUCAACGACCAAAUCUCCAUCCCCAUCCUCGCCUACGGCACCGGCACAGCUUGGUACAAAUCCGCAAGCGACACCACCGUUAACCGCGACCUAGUCGAAGCCAUCAAAACCGCCAUCCGCCUGGGCUACCGCCACCUCGACGGCGCCGAGGUCUACGGCACCGAAGCGGAGUUAGGCGUUGCAAUCAAGGAAAGCGGUGUUUCGCGCGAGGAGCUCUUCGUGACGACCAAGGUUAUUACGAACAUUGCGGAUAUCCAGAGUGCUUUCAAGAGUAGUUUGGAGAAGUUGCAGUUGGAUUAUGUGGAUUUGUACCUAAUUCACUCUCCUUUCUUCGCCAAGUCCGAUGCGGAACUUCAAUCUGCCUGGAAGGAACUGGAGCAGAUUCAGCUAUCCGGUAAAGCUAAAGCCAUUGGUGUCUCGAACUACCGCCGCGAACACCUCGAAGCUACCCUCGCGACAGCAUCUAUCACUCCUGCUAUCAACCAGAUCGAAUACCAUCCCUACCUCCAACAGGGCGAUUUGCUGCCCUUCCACCGCGAGCAGGGAAUCAAGACAGCUAGCUACGGCCCCUUAACCCCCAUUACUCGUGCGGCCGGAGGCCCUGUCGAUGCGAAGGUAAAGGAACUGGCUGGAAAGUAUGGGGUUUCCGAGGGAGAUGUGUUGCUACGGUGGUCGAUUGAGAAGGGGGAUGUUGCGAUUACGACUAGUGGGAAGGAGGAGAGGUUGAAGGAGUAUCUUCGUGUGUUGGACUUCCAGUUGGAGAAGGAGGAGGUGGAAGCGAUUACGAAGCUUGGAGGGGAGAAACAUUAUCGGGCUUUCUGGAGGAAGCAGUAUGGGGAGGAAUAAGUUUUUGUCCUUAUAUUGUUCUGACUAUGUUCGGUUUGUAGAGGAUUGUGGUACAUACAAGCACAUACAAACCUCUCCUA
This is a messenger RNA of Aspergillus glaucus CBS 516.65, 1042 nucleotides long. Its product is annotated as aldo/keto reductase. Gene Ontology annotation, molecular function: oxidoreductase activity, acting on NAD(P)H as acceptor. The coding region runs from base 99 to 962 and encodes 287 amino acids. The transcript has 2 exons. The record is from RefSeq and is a predicted model, not a curated record. Lineage: Eukaryota; Fungi; Ascomycota; Eurotiomycetes; Eurotiales; Aspergillaceae.